Messenger RNA from Owenia fusiformis, 2425 nucleotides. Lineage: Eukaryota; Metazoa; Annelida; Polychaeta; Sabellida; Oweniidae. The record is from the annotation of a GenBank genome assembly.
AUAACAUAGAGAAUGGUUUUCAACCACACCAAAAUGACAAUAAAAGAUAUCGCUCCGAAGGGCCUGGAAAGGAUUCAGUCAAAACCAUACCAGAACACCCAUAUGAUAACCAUAAAUACAUCCCUAGACCCAACAAUCCUAUGGUAGCCUACAACAAAACAUUCAUUGGAAAAAGCCAACAAAUAUCUGACGGUCGUAGAAUCGUUCGUGGAGACGAAAAGAGAGAGGAUGGUGAUCUUCAAAGAAACAGGGAACCCUCUGGUAGUUUUGAGAGUCAUAGAUUUAAUGUCCCGUCUGGGUAUGAUCUACCCAACCUUCACAAAACAAUUGAUCAGCGCAAGCAGUUUGACGCAAACAAGUAUAAGCAGCAUGGUGUUCCGGUAUAUAUGGGUGAAUUGGAAUAUGAUUAUCCCACAUACAAUGAUAUGGCCUACCCAGUUUAUGACGGAAAUCAAUGGACGGAUGCGAAUCAAGGAUUCAAUGAUCGACGUAACCUUAAUGAGCAAUAUCACAGGCCUAGAAGUCACAUGCAUCCAUCAAGAACACAAAUGGAAGGCCAAGGACGCCGAAUAGAUAACCAUUCUCCAAGGAAAGAAACAAAAAGUGUUGCUGAUGCCAAAAGAAAACCAGAUGAACAGAAAGCCUUUGAUUCAUCUUUAACUGAGACAGAACAGAAACCCACAAACAUCGGAAAAGACCCCAAGGACAAUAACCAGAUAUCAGGUGACAAACUGAAUCGUUUCAAAGCAUACGUUAAAGCAAUGGAUAGUUUUACACAAAAGAUGGUUUCCUCAGGUACAACAACUAAACAUGUUCCAACAGCGGCACCAGUGGAUAUCAUUACAACCGAAAGUAUUGCAUCCACCAAAGCAAAGGCGAUCAUAUCUAAAUUUCUAAAGUUAAAACCUAAAGCUAGAAUAGGAAAACAUUAUAUAAAACCAUCUACAACCACUAAGGGAAUUCCAACCACGACCACGACCACAACAUCUACACCUACACUCACUACAACAAUCAAAGCCAGAAUUUUAUUUCCCAAAAUAAAAGACCUCACAAAGACUGCCACGAGCGAUGAAGUUAAAAUUAAGAAUAGAUUUAAAAAUGAUGACCGGUCAACGACAAAGAAAGUUUUGCGAUGGCAAAAAUUAGUUAACCAAAGACGAAUAAGAAUCAUGGACGGUGAGAGAGGAACGCGACAGUACACAUCAAGUACCACUGUUAAUCCUACGGUGACAACUAUUUCACUAGAAGAAGUCACUCUUACAACACCAAAACAUAACUUCGAUCCAGGUUUAGGGAAGGUGCAAUUCGUAGGCUCACGAGAAUUCGAUUGCUCCAGGAAACUAGACGGCGUAUAUGGUGGAGGUUGCCGGGUAUUCUACCGUUGCUAUGGAAACAAAGCCUACAAAGUCCGAUGUACCUCCCCAAAUGUAUUGAAUUCGAACAGUGGUACCUGUGACAGUCCAGCCAAGGCGCCUGCUCCUUGUGGUGUGUGGCGAGACUGCGGAGAGAAGCAAAAUCAGAAGUACGCCGACGAGGCCAGAAAUUGUCAAUACUACUACACUUGUUGGCAUGGGUUCUUUCUUGGACACAACAAGUGUAAUCCAGGACUUGUGUUUAAUGAGAAAAUCCAAGUCUGUGAUUGGCCAGAAAGCGCUCCUGCACCAUGCGGAAAAGAUGGCGAAUUUCGAGGAAAGUUUGGCUAAAGAGCCACAUACUAGGAUUGGUAUUCAACGAGCAGCUCCAGAUAUGUGACUGGCCGAAUGGAGAGUUUUGUAAAUCUGAUAGGAGUCUUACUAAAUAAUUGACUUAAUUUGAAGCAGACAUAGUAAACACGGUGGUGAAUGAGUAUCAAGAAUAACAUUUUCUAUGAGGGGAAAUUCUGUUUCCCUAUAAACAAAAUUUAAAACGAACAUUUCCACUAUGUGUGAACAUUCGCAACAGGUCUCAGAAAAAAUGACUUGCAAAUAACUUUUAAUACAUGAGGUCACAUAAUUACAAGGGAUAGAAGCGUAUUGGUAAUUGUAAAAAUGACUUAUAUAUGUGCAACAGACUGUAUCCAGGCAAUGUAUGUGUACUGUUAGUACUCUAAUGUCGCACUUUUCAUGCACACUUAAGUACAUACAACAUGUUCAAGCAUACAAUGUGACCAAAAAUGCAACGCUUUAAUUCUAGAAUAACUUAUUUUGAUCAACCUAUAUUAUUUGUGGAUUAGAUUCAUAUGUUUCACUCAUAAUGUUCAUGAUUUUAUUCGUGGAUAUCUAAUUGAUUUUGAAAAGAAACAGGUUUCCAAGCUGGUUAGAUUUGCUAUAUUUCAAUCUCACAGCUACAUUAUGAAUAAAUGUAUUUCAACUAAUAACGAAAUAUCUUAUAUAGAUGUUGUAAUAGGACAUGAUCAUGACUUACUUAAAAACAAACAAUAUCAUUA